GUUGAAGGGGCAGCUCAUGUUGUGGGACGACAUGAGGAAGCAAGUUGUGUUAUUUUACUUUGUGGUGCUUUUUCAUCAUCAUCUUCUUCUUCCAGUCGAUUCAGAACACCAAAGAAACUCCUCACAUGCAGUUAACAAGCCUUACAAGCCUGGAGCUGGUGCCGGUCGUGGUAUUCAUCAUCGUAAUGGGCAUGAUAAAGGCGAUUUGUUGCACAACAAGGUACACCUACACGGCUCCGCCGCCGCCGCAGGUCAUCAUGACAACAAGAACCACCGUCAUGGUAUAAGUAGUGGCACAUUAAAUUGCGUUUGCCCCUACUUUUAUCUUUACCUUCUUUUGUUUAUUUCAAUUGUUGUUGGAGUUUCCCUAAAUGGAGUUGCCUUAGCUUGUACUGAUUUUGCAGCUCUCACAAUUUAUGUAUAUUACUAGUGUUUUUUUACCCGCGCGUUGCACGGGGAAUAUGUCUAUUGUAUUUGAU
This is a messenger RNA of Lotus japonicus, 479 nucleotides long. RefSeq lists its product as uncharacterized. The record is from RefSeq and is a predicted model, not a curated record. Bases 17 to 430 code for a protein of 137 amino acids. Lineage: Eukaryota; Viridiplantae; Streptophyta; Magnoliopsida; Fabales; Fabaceae. The transcript is spliced from 2 exons.